This is a messenger RNA of Pogona vitticeps (central bearded dragon), 3722 nucleotides long. Lineage: Eukaryota; Metazoa; Chordata; Lepidosauria; Squamata; Agamidae. The record is from RefSeq and is a predicted model, not a curated record.
GAAGACCACUGCAAUAAACGUAUGUGAGGAUCAUUAUUCUUUGAGACCAGCUUUGGCUCUGCAAGAAAAAUCUUAACUGACUUCAGGCAGUCUUAACUCUUACAUAUACUUCUAGGCUGUGGUGAUGUCCUGCUAGACCUACCACGUAAUUUGAAAGUAAGUGUGCUGAAUUCCCAUUGGCCUUUUGCCUAUGUUCAGUAGUAUUCAGUCAGAAAUGUGCAAAACAGUACCUGGAAGACCCAGAAAAAAAACUUGUCUUGAGCUAGGGCUAUACCUCUACUAUUAUUUUGCAGUCUAUGUUCCCGACCCCUCCGUCGUCAAGAGUAAGCCUAAUGCCUAAUCUCCCCGUCUUGCUUUUACAGAAAAAAGGCCCAUGCUGCUCCGCGCCUUCUGUCCCUUUCCGCUGAUUGGUCGAGGACCCAGAGCGCGAGCUGUUCGUUCAAAGUUGCGGAGAGCCGAGGCAGCUGAGUUUUUGGGCGUGCGCCUUAGUCUGGGAUGACCGCACCUGCCUGUGGCGUUGGCGAUGAGGGACCAGCUGUUAAAAAGCAGGCCCGGCGGCGUCCCUUCGUUCAUCCCUUCGUCGUGGUGUGUGACGGCCUGACACGAUAUGGCUUCUGUGGGAGGGAGUGAGAAAGAGGAAAACAUCCAGGUGGUCGUGCGUUGCAGGCCCUUCAGUAUGUCUGAACACAAGGCUAAUUCCUACCCUGUAGUGGAAUGUGAACAUGCAAGAAAAGAAGUUACAGUUUGCACUGGAGGGGUGACAGGUAAAAGAUCAAGAAAAACUUACACAUUCGACAUGGUUUUUGGAGCUCAAGCAAAACAAAUAGAUGUGUACCGAAGUGUAGUGUGUCCCAUCUUGGAUGAAGUACUUAUGGGCUAUAACUGUACUGUGCUUGCUUAUGGUCAAAGUGGUACAGGAAAGACAUUUACUAUGGAAGGGGAAAGAUCACCUAAUGAAGAAUAUACGUGGGAAGAGGAUUCACUCGCUGGUGUAAUUCCCCGAACACUGCAUCAGAUAUUUGAAAAGCUUGCAAAAAAUGGUACAGAAUUUUCUGUGAAAGUAUCUUUGUUGGAAAUCUAUAAUGAGGAGCUCUUUGAUCUUUUGAAUCCAUCUUCAGAUGUUGGGGAAAGGCUGCAAAUGUUUGAUGACCCCCGUAACAAGAGGGGUGUGAUAAUCAAGGGUUUGGAAGAAGUGACUGUACAUAACAAAGAUGAAGUUUAUCAAAUCUUAGAAAGGGGAGCAGCAAAAAGAACCACAGCAGCUACUAUGUUGAAUCAGUAUUCCAGUCGAUCUCAUUCAGUGUUUGCUGUCACAUUACAUAUGAAAGAAACAACAGCAAAUGGAGAAGAACUUGUUAAAUUUGGGAAGUUAAACUUGGUUGAUUUAGCAGGAAGUGAAAACAUUGGUCGUUCUGGAGCAGUUGACAAAAGAGCUCGUGAAGCUGGAAAUAUCAACCAGUCUCUGCUGACUCUGGGAAGAGUAAUUACUGCACUUGUUGAAAGAACCCCACAUAUUCCAUACAGAGAAUCUAAACUCACCAGAAUCCUGCAGGACUCUCUUGGAGGACACACAAAAACAUGUAUAAUUGCAACAGUAUCUCCUGCAUCUAUCAAUCUUGAGGAAACCCUCAGUACUCUUGAAUAUGCUCACAGAGCAAAGAACAUCAUGAAUAAGCCUGAGGUCAACCAGAAGCUCUCAAAAAAAGCACUUAUUAAGGAGUAUACAGAAGAGAUUGAACGCUUAAAACGAGAUCUUGCUGCUGUGCGAGAGAAAAAUGUGUACAUUUCUUUGGAAAAUUAUGACAUUCUUCAUGGCAAGCUGACAGCUCAGGAAGAACAAAUUGCAGAGUAUUCUGAUAAAAUUGCAGCAAUGGAGGAAGAACUGAAAAGAGUCACAGAGUUAUUCACAGUUCAAAAAAGUGACAGAGAAAAAUGCCAAACAAACCUGCAAGUACAGGAAAAAGAACUGGAAGACACUCAGAAGCACCUGGAAACAACCAACGUUCGUCUUGCUGAAGAUGUGGCUUCAACUUUGGAAACCACAGAAGAAAAACUUCAUGGCACUGCUACCAAGCUACUUUCUACAGUUAAAGAGACUACUCAAGAUGUGUCUGGUCUGCAUGCAAAACUAGAACGCAAAAAAGCGGUUGAGCAACAUAAUGCAGAAGCCCAGAAGACAUUUACAGAACACAUGGACACUCUUUUCAAGGAGAUCAAAAAAUCUUGUAAGGAGAACUAUUGGGAACAGCAGAUGAUGCUUGACUCUUACACUCAUUCACUUGGUGAUCUUCUGUCGGACAUUUCUUCAGCCUUUCAAGCUACUGCAGCAGCCAUUGUUGAAACAUUCAGCUGUCUCAAGGAAAGGGUUUCCACUGAAGUUUCUGUAGUUUCUGAAAAGAUCCUUAAGCAGGAGUCACUGACAUCUGAAAAUAAAAAUGACCUACAGAAGCUGAUAGAAGAACACGCUUCAGGGCUAAACCGAGCACUUAGCACUCUGUCACCUAUGCUGAAAUUUGUGAUGGAUAGAAAUCAUCAGUUGCAGGAUAACAUGAAGAAACUUUCCUCAGUGGCUGAAAAGAUGAUGCGCUAUAAAGAAGAAAUGACUGCCUUCUUUCAAGAUCACACUCUUGCCUUGCGUAAACUACAAGAAGACAGUUCCCGAAUGUUUUCUCAACUUCAGCAUGACUGUGAGAGUUUGCAGAAAGAGGUGGAAUUCGUAAGGGUGGAGCAAAAAAAGGGUAUGGCCAAGUUUAUUGUUUCUCUGCAAGAGCAAUUGGGCCUGCUGGAUCAAGAAACUGAUCAGAAAUUAAGUGGAAUCUCAGAGAAUGAUGGACAGUUGAAGAAGAGCAUUAAUGCUGUACAAAAAACACAUAAAAGGAGUGUCAAAAAGGAUAAAGAGAACCAGACAUCAGUCUUCCUAGAAAAGGCAAAAGAAGAAGAUUCAGAAGACACAUUGCUUUCAAGGUCAAAAUAUCUAUAAAGAACCCAGAGCUAAAGAAGUCAAAUGUUUUUGUUGCAAUUUCUCUCCAGUCCUGCAUGGCUUUUCAGCUUGAGCUGCACAUAUGGUGCUGUAGCAUUGGUCUUAUAAAUUAACUGUAAAAAGAUCUAGUAAAUAUCUCACCACUUUUUAUACAAUAUAAUAUACUAUUUUUUGCGAUAUUCAAACUUCAUACUUUAGUUCUCUUAAAUAAAGUUCUCAAAAUGCACUGAUAUAAGGUUUCUUUUUCCCUUUGUAAGGAGAACUGAAAUCCAUAACGGGGGAAAAGAAACUGUACUGAGUUUUGUUUUUUUUAAAAAAACACAUCUUGUUCUGUGUUGUCUGGAUAUCCUAUGUUGGACUUUUGUGAAAGUGCCUUUUAGAGCAAAGGUAUCGAAUUUUGUUCCUCUUUACUUUGUGCUUCAGCUCCCAUCACUCCUCUUUUUGGCCAGGGAUGACUAGAACCAGUGAGAGCUGAAGUCUGACAAUAUUUGGAGGAAUAUUGGAAAGAUGGAGUGUUAACAUUAGUUGAGGGCAAAGCAAAAGUGCUUGACUUAAACUGAAUCAUACUUAUAGGCCUAUUGAAUUCAAUGGGAUUUAAGUUACUGAUAGGUACGAUAAAAUUUGGAUCCAGUCCAUAGCUGGAUAUGUUCUGGUUUGCUAAAUCAUAUUUUAGAUAAAAAAUAGUUAGACCACUUCCCCAACCUUACCAGCAUGAGUCCUGAUCUCAUUAAACUGACAGUUU